Messenger RNA from Alternaria atra, 792 nucleotides. RefSeq lists its product as uncharacterized. Gene Ontology annotation, molecular function: oxidoreductase activity, acting on the CH-OH group of donors, NAD or NADP as acceptor. The record is from RefSeq and is a predicted model, not a curated record. Lineage: Eukaryota; Fungi; Ascomycota; Dothideomycetes; Pleosporales; Pleosporaceae. Bases 1 to 792 code for a protein of 263 amino acids. The transcript is spliced from 2 exons.
AUGUCUUCCCCUUCUCCCCUCACGAUCCUUAUCACCGGCGCAAACCGCGGUAUCGGCCUCGGCCUAGUCUCCCUCCACCUAUCCCAACCCUCCACCACCGUUAUAGCCUCCGUCCGUUCCCACUCAUCCGCCUCACACCUUCAUUCGCUUCCUAAAGCACCUAGCUCGCGGCUCAUCGUCAUAGCACUCGAUAUCGCAUCCACCGAAUCUAUCAAGACUGGCAUCGCUUCCCUGCCCAACGACCACGGCAUCACUUCCCUCGAUGUCGUCAUAGCAAACGCUGGUAUCGCUGGCACCACACCCAAACUCCGCGACGCUACUACAUUAGAUAUCCAGAAUUACAUCAAUGUGAAUGCGUUUGGCCAGCUUGAGCUUUACAAAGCGGUCUUUCCCCUACUGAAACGCCAUGCUGGAUCUACGAGUAGCCAGGUCCAACCCAAAUUCAUCUACAUGUCUAGCGCGGGCGGAAGCCUGCAGAGCAUGAGCACUAUUGUUCCGCUUUCGGCGUAUGGAGCGAGUAAGGCGCUGGCCAAUUUCUUGUUCAAGUGGCUUGCGCUCGAGGAGACUGGUGACGAUAAAGUGCUAGUUUGGUGCCAACAUCCUGGCAUGGUCGCAACAGAAAUGGGAAAAGCCGGAUUCGAUCCUUUGCAAGAGCAAGGGAUCGACUUGAGCGCACACAUCAUCUCUGUGGAGCACAGCACAAAAGGGAUUAAGGGUGUGAUUGAGAGCGCAACUUUGGAGCAUACGAAUGGGAAGUUCCUUGGGCCUGAUGGCAGGGGAUUACCUUGGUGA